Molecule: messenger RNA, 6079 nt
Organism: Porites lobata
Lineage: Eukaryota; Metazoa; Cnidaria; Anthozoa; Scleractinia; Poritidae
Source: the annotation of a GenBank genome assembly
AUGGCGGUUUGUUCGAAGCUUCGACGUCUGUGCGCAAGAUUUUUUAGAAACGUCUUGUGGAACCCGGCGAGCCUGCUCCAUACAUUUCUUCUUGGUUCAAUAUAUGUCUCGCUUGCCUGUUCAAGGACGGUACUGAUUAAGCUGUCGAUCCGAGGUAAACAACCUUCCCGCACUAUUCUUACAUUGUUUUGAUCCGCGCGCUAUCCAUGAACAUUUUGAUCAACUUUCGACCAUGUUGGGUUGUUUGCAUGAGUGAAAAUUUGAGCUGCAAGCAUAGAUUACUAUUUACGCUCAGUUCAUGCUGGAUUGAAACAAGGAUAGUUUCGCGAAUUUUUAUAUUUUUAUAAACAUUUUUGCUACAUACAUGUGCCAUAAACGGCGCUGCGUGGUGUACUUAUUAAUUUCAAGAUAUUUUGGCCUGUUGUUUGUCUUUUUUGUGAGUGAAGCAAUACAGAGAGCGUUCGCGUUAGUUCCACUUUAUAUCGUGGAUGUGGUAUGUUUUUCUCCUCUUCUGGUAGUUUGCCUCUCAUUUCUUGGUUUCGUACCAUGUUUUGUCGCAUUGUAGAGCGUGCACACGUGAAUUGUCAAACAUCAUGCAGCCAUUGCAGCAAGAUUGAUCUUCCUUGAAUGGCGACACAAAAUAUUAGGCUUAACUUUGCAGUUGUCACGAAGGAGGGCAUGGUAUAAGGAAGGGUACUAACUUUGAAGAAUCGUAAAUAUUUCUUUCCCGCUUGUUAGGUCGCGCCCUCGCAUGUUACAAUAACAAUAACAAAAAUAUUGCGAACGCUUGUUAGGUACCCGGGGUUACGUAACAGAGCCGAAAAAUCCUUUGUAGGUUUGGAUAAAUUCUGCCCGCAGAAUUGUGAGCAGGAAUGAAAUAAGUGAUCAAUAUGACUAGCAUUCCACUGGCUCAGAAUAAGGUUUUUUUUUUCAAGCAUAAUUUGAGCAAAAUAGCGCAAAAUCAUUAUAAACCCUAAUGAUAUUCCUGACACUUUCCCUCUAUCUGUGAUGUCUUUUUCACAGAUGGUGGCUAUGAGUAUCUUCCUGUCACAGUCAACUUUUUUGCUGAACUCUUCAAGCUCAGUAUCUGCUGCAGCCUUUAUGUACAUUUGUUGCUAUGCAAAGGUAUGGAUACUUGUGAAUAAUACCUGAUUUGCUUUCAAGAUAAGAUAUUAAAAAUUCCUAAAAUUCAAAUCUCUUUUUAAAUCGUUAAGAUUUUCAAAAUUGAAUUUUUAAUUAAAAAUGCUAAGUUUCAUUUUGUAAAAUAGAACCAUGUGGAAGAACUGCUACACAUGUUUGAUCCAAAUGAUCAAACCAGAGGAUUGUUUCCACAGACUCAGAAGUUAGAACUCAUUUUUACAGCAUACGUAUCUAAUAGCAAUGUUCACGCUGACAUCACCUAUUGAUAUAGAUGUGCCAACUGUUACAAAUUUGAAUAACAAAAACAAUGUUUAUGAACAGUGAUGUCUCCUAGAUAUAAACAGUAUGGCAGGAGAGUACUACUCACUAACUUUCAUUUUAAUGACCAAUCUUAAGUAUUUUUCUUACGGACCUAAAAUUAAGCCAGGCCUAAAUUAUUUUUCUCUAUAACUGACUCUUGAAGUAAGAGGAUCACAGCUUGUUCAGUACUUAGCAGAGAAUAGUUGAUUCAAUUUCCAUGAUCCCAAAAUGGUUUAAACAAGUUUAAGUAGUUUAAAAGAAUUAAAUCAGUUGUAUUAAUUUGGGGUUGUUAUGGUCAACUGAUUGUCUCAGUUAUCAUUGACAGUUUAAGGCAGCUUGUCCCACUUCAACUGGUUUGUGCCAUGUAAGGGAUUCCAAGAAAUGGAUUCCGGAUUCCAGGUACUGGAUUUCCGAUUCCAGAUACUGGAUUCCGGAUUUUUUGUCAGUGGAACUUAAAUUCCAGACUCCAUUCAUUAGUGGGAUUCCAGACUCCUUGAGCUGUAUUCGGGAUUCGAAAGCCAAGGAUUUGGGAUUCUACUAGCAAAAAUUUCCCAGUUUCUGGAUUGAAAAAAAAAAAAGAAAAGUUAUCUGGAUUCCAGAUACUGUUUCCCUUACCUAGGACUAAUAAGCGGAUUGCAAAGACCCAGUGGGCUGGUGAUAUUUCUGGUGGCCACAGUGCGUGAGACACUGGAUAAUUAAUUAAUGCCGCAGAUGGUCAUGAAAGGGGGUUGAUAAGUGGUGACAGAUUGUGAUGUCCAAUAAAAAUUGCAGUGCUGACACAACCUGAAUCCGGUAGAUGGGUCAAUUUGGACAUUGAUUAACUUGACAUGGUUAAUGUUUUUAUCAGACAGGGGUGUUCUUUCCAACUUUCAAUUUUUUUCUUUUUGCAGAGGGAAAAUCAGCAAGUGAAAUUUUCUCUGUCUCUGAAAUCAAGUGGCAUCAACUUUUUAAAUGGGCAGUUCCUGGAUUGCUGUAUUUCUGUGACAAUUUGAUAGGAUUUUACAUCCUUCUACACCUGUCCGCUGUAAGUUUUGAAAGUAAAUUUUUCAAUGUCAUACUGAUAGCCUUUCUUCCACUGUAACUUUAGCACCAAUUCCCAUCUUUCUUUUUUGAACCUAAAACUAAGAAGCCUUUUUGAAGAGACUAAAUUGUGUGAUAUUCUUCAUUGCAUUGUGGUUUUAAGGUUUGAUUUUUUUCUGUCAUUAAUCAUUAUCUGGGUAGACCAAUGAGAAAAUAGCAAUGUAUAGGAUUGAAAUCCAUUCAUGUACCUCACCGUGAGUGAGCUACAUAAUGCCCCGUCGGGGGGGGGGUACUCCAGAUUUCACAUUUCAACGUUCUUAGUAUCAUUCUGCUAUUUAAACCAAGUUAAAAGGCCCCAACAGCUAACAUUAAUUUUCUCUCCCCUAUAGCAUUUUCAGUUCCCCUUGCCCAUUUCCGUUAAGGAUAAAUCCACACAGGGUACAGUAGUUAAUGACCCUCACCCCUGAUUUCUAAUUAUCGCUUGCAGGCCGUGUACAUACUGAUGCAGAAUUUUGUCAUCAUUUCAACAGCAGUUCUCUUUAGAAUUAUACUCAGGUUUGUUCAACUUAAUUUUCCUUUUUUACUGGAUAGAUUAUUUUUUGUAAACUUUGAAUAGCAUUUCACUUAAGUAAAACUUUUAUGCUGAGUUUACUGGGCAGCUCGAAUUUCCUUCAUGGUUCUUCUGGAUGAACUCAAUGCGCAUGUCUGGGUCGUGACUGUGGCCCUUAUUAACCCUUUUAAAUAACAUGUACUUCCCAUAUAUUCUUCCACACAUUGUGGAUAAUCUCAUAAAUGAUGUGAAAGUAAAAACAGGCGCUCCAAACUGCUGCUCGUCGUCAAAAUUUACAUCAGCGCAUGAAAACUUGUGCGUUAACCGCUGUCCACACUAAUUUAACACGUAUCCGUUUACCAGCCUAUCCACCCAGAAGGCCGUUUACAAAAAUUUUCGUUGACUAUUAUUAACGGCGGGCGGGAACGCUUUCUUUUUUAUGCGAUUAUAAAUUCAAACGGAUUCGUGUGGUUAUUCAUGUAGGUAACGUGAGGGCGCGUUUGCAUGAUACCGGGGGUCGGGGCGGCUUCCGCACCGGCGCGUGUUCACUCCAGUUGAUGCCGCACUAGAUUGAGAAUUUCCUUCCGGUGAGAAAGUCGCAAAUAAGUAUCAGAACAACCACUCGGUUCGGCAGGAAAUCGGCAUCGUGGAUAAGCACAUGCGUGAUUCUGGUCAAUCCAAGAUGGCGUCGACCGUUCAUCUCCAGAGCCCGUCGUUUCUUUUGAUCACUUGUUCUUGAAACGUCACAAAUUAAGCCCAGUGGCUUUGGGGACAAAAGUUGGCGUCGUCAUUAAGGUCAUUGGACGAGAAGAAAACAGGCAAAGACGAUAAACCAGUCGUCCCGGUAUUCAACUCUCGCUGGUGCGACAAAUCCUUUAAGAAAGAGGCUGAAUUCUACCCAGUUGUUAUACAAACAAAUGUGGUAGAUCCCCUUGGCGGAUAUUUAAUGGGUAACCGGUCGUUUCACCUAAGCGUCGUUUCGCUAAUGUCUUUAGUGGUUUCGUUUAUAAAACGAAACGAGGGCGCUACAUCAUGGGAAUAGGACUGAGUGGAGUCCAAUUCGGUGCGUAAUCAUAGCUAUAACAAAAUUCUUAAAUCUGAUUGGCUAUCAACUGCCCUGAUUUCAGCCUUUAUACCACUACAUGAGAAAUUUCUGCAAUUUGAUUGGCUUAGAGCAGUGGUAUUUCAGCUUAAUUUGAAAUACCUACAUGUGAAAAUUACAAACCUUUUGCAGGUAGUAGUAUAAACAAAUAAUAGCAUGAUUUGUACGUGAUAUUUGGCAUAAAUACCACUCAUGAUAUUUCAAAAUUGUCUCAAAUUUCACUCGCCUAACGGCUCGUGAAAUUACGUAUAACAAUUUUGAAAUAUCACUCGUGGUAUUUAUGCCAAAUAUCACUACUAAUCAUGCUAUUACCUAUACUAAUGGACAGUUCACUGUAAUAGGACAGUAAGCGUCAUGCCUAAGUAAUUGGACAGUACGCGCCAUCACGUGCUCGCUUAAAUGUCCUUUUUUCACUGCUGGCAAAAAAAAGGUCUUGGAAUAUCUUGUGUUUUGAUUUUAAAAAAAGAGCCUUAUAUAUCACAAAUUUUGUUAAAGUUAUGAUUAAUAGGUAACAAAACUUCGUGUCGUCCAAUUCGGUCUGUAAUCAUACUCGUAUGAUUACAUACCGAAUUGGACUUCACCCAGUCCUGUUACCACUACUAAUCAUACGAGUGAUUAAACAAAAUCACGCGGUCGUUUAAUCACGACUAUGAUUACGGACAAAAUUGAACGACACGAAGUUUUGCUACCAAUUAAUUAUAUUUAACAAAAUUUGUGAUAUUUUAGGCUUUCUUUAAAAUAAAUACACAGAAACGUCUGAGAUUUUUUUUGCUAGCAGUGAAAAAAAAGCCAUUUAAGUUCCGCGCGAUGGCGUGUACAUGACGGUUGAUAGCCAAUUAGAUUUGAGAAAUUUGUUAUAGUUAUGAUUAAUAUGUAUAUAAGCCCUCUAUUAUAUACCUCGCUCUUUCAGCCAUGACACGUAAAAGUCCGAUACACCUGAUACAUAUUUGUUUUUCUUGUCUUUUAGAGCGGUUUUCACUUGACUGUCGAAAGUAAUUGAGGAAUUGGUUUGGUUUUGGUUUUAGACCUACUACAUAUUUGUUUAGUGUUUUUUUAACAGUCACCAAGAGAUGCGAAAUAAGUUAGGCAACUGAUCUUGCCCCUUUUUGCAAAACGACUUUAGACGUAGUCACCGAACAGGUCGCGAAACGACUCGUAGGCGAAACGACCGUAAAACGUUUAAUGAACGUUUACUUUCGCUGAGUUUCCUUUUUUGUCCCCGUUUUAGGAGGAAGCUGAAUAGAGUCCAGUGGGCCUCGCUUCUUAUUUUAUUUUUAUCAAUUGUGUCUCUCUCAAAUGACCAAAACGAACUUCAUCCCGAACAUCGUGAACGAAUUCAACGAGCUAUCAUCCCAACCGAAGGAUACUUUCUUGGUUCUGAGGAUGGUAGGAAUGUUUUGGGGAGGUUAAAAGAGGCUAUGGGAUCUCCGAAUAUCUCCGACGGCGGCCGAAACAUUGUCGGCACUGUUCGGAUAGGCGAAGCGCACAUCUUAGUUAUGGUUCAGUGCGUGCUGUCUUCGGCGGCAAACAUUUACAACGAAAAAAUUUUUAAAGAAAGCGGAGGUAUGGAGGACAGUAUUCUUCUGCAAAAUACGAAGCUUUAUAUGUUUGGUGUUUUCUUUAACACAGCCACGCUGUUUCUACGACCCGAGUUUCGUUCAACCGCACUAAAUUGUGGGCUUUUUUACGGUUAUAACCGCCACACAAAGCUACUUAUUAUUGUCAUGGCCUUCUUUGGGUUGACUGUGGCGUUUAUUUUGAAAUUCAGAGACAACAUGUUUCACGUGAUGGCAAAUCAGCUGACCAAUGUCGUCAUGAUCACGUCAUCAGUGCUAUUUCUGGACUUUCAUCCUACGUUGAGAUUUUUUCUAACCGCGCCAGUGGUGUUGUUAGCGAUUUAUAUCUUCAAUGCUGGCGGGAAAAAUGAGGUGACUUACUUUAAGGAAAAGGGAGAUACACUGGUUUGA